Messenger RNA from Columba livia (rock pigeon), 5148 nucleotides. It is a transcript of the gene BRPF3, whose product is annotated as bromodomain and PHD finger containing 3. Gene Ontology annotation, molecular function: protein binding. Gene Ontology annotation, cellular component: MOZ/MORF histone acetyltransferase complex. The record is from RefSeq and is a predicted model, not a curated record. The transcript has 11 exons. Bases 1572 to 4835 code for a protein of 1087 amino acids. NCBI's taxonomy places the organism in Eukaryota, Metazoa, Chordata, Aves, Columbiformes, Columbidae. Gene Ontology annotation, biological process: regulation of transcription by RNA polymerase II.
GGGGAGGGGAGGGGGAGGUGGAAAGAAAGGACUUAAAAAAAAAAAAAAAAAAAGGAAAAAAAAAGAAAAAAAAAAAAAGGAAAAAAAUAAAUUCCCCCAAAGAGGCGGCGACGGCAACAGUGAAGACCGCCGCGGCGGCGGCGCGCUGAAGCGGCCAGGUAAAGCGCUGCGCGGGAGCCCGCGACACCCUUCCCUCAGGGGGUCUCUUCUCCUUCACACACCCCCGUGCUGGGGUCGCGGGAAGGUGACCAGGCGGGAAGGAGCUGGGGGAGGCCGGUGCGCCGCAGCCUGCGGGAGCUCGCCGCGUCCCUGCUCAGUCCCCGCGCGGCGGGAGCGGCCAGCGGCCCUUUGCCGAGGAGCGGGUGGCGGCGGCAAGCGCCUGCACAGGGGAGUGGGGAGCUCCGUGUCAAUCGGGCCCCCCUGUCGCCAUCUUGGCCCCCCUCUUCGCGGUGUCCGUGGGGGCCCCGCCCACCUUCUCCCACGCUAUUGGCUGGGGGGGCGGGGGAGGGGAGCUCAGCGCACGCUCGUUUAGACCCGCAGUACCUUGAUUCGCUAUUGGUUGUGGAGUUGGGGUGGUCCCUGCCAAUAGCCUUCUGGUGCUGCGUGCGCGCUCUCACUUUCCCUCUUGGUCACGCUCUCCUUAGCGACUUCGCCGUCCCGCAGGCGGGGCUCGCCCGGGCAGGGUCCGGUGCUGAGCGCCGCGUCCCGCUGUGCGCGCAAAGAGCUUGGAAACUUUUCCCAAAGCCUGCGUAUUUCUCAGGACACGUUGUGUCGUGGCUUGAUUUCAUGGUUUGCAGAGCCAGUACUUUCAGUAAAAAUAUGUUGCUCCUGGAAUUUGUUACUUCUUUUUAGAAUAAGCUCAGGAAUUGUUGUUGGGUCCUGGUACUGCGAGGUGCUGCUUACUCUUACGCGGCUGAGGGUUUGUGGUGCUGUGUCCUUAACAGAGCAGAAAUAAUGCAAUAGCUGAGUACAAGUCAUGGGUCUGUAGUGUAUUUUCUUGUCUGUGAGUCCUACAGAAAGAGGCUGAAAGCGUGGAUUGCUUCAAAGAAGGGUGAGGUGCUGGUUUGGGCCUCGGCGUAGCAAAAGAUAAGCUCUGGGCUGACUUAUCUUCUCAGAGGGAUUUUACACUUGGUUUUCUUUGUCUCCUCUCUGUCUUGUUUCAGCCUCAGCCCCUUUCUUCCUAUAACUUGUGUUGCCAGCUCUGACGCUGCCCUUCUCGCAUUACUCACUUGGCUUCCUCUUUGCUUUCCCUCUUUGCUGCCUCCCUCCUUCCCCUUGAGCUCACCAGGCUCCUGCAUCUCCAUCCUCCCCCAGCUUGUCUCACUGGCUCCAGGCUUCUGCUUUGCUCCCCCUUGGUGGGAACCUCCUUAAUGUUAGGAGCGGAGUCUCAAAUAAUUAUCUGGGUUGCUGAUUAGCAGUUUGCAAGGGCAGAGCUGACUUGGGCUUUUAGUUAAGGCUCUGAGUGAACCUGUUGCACAGUUCGUGGUGCGGUUUGGAACCUGUCUUGCUCUUUUCCUGCCCAUACCCCUGUGGACCCUCCAUGCAGGUGCCUCCAGCUCAGGUGCCCGAACAUGGAUUUGGGCUCCAGAGGGGCUAAUGCUGAGCCAAAACUGGGUCUCUGGACUGCAGCAAUGAGGAAGCCUCGAAGGAGAUCCCAGCAGAACUUGGAGGGGAGGCGUUCUCCCUCGCCCUACAGCCUCAAGUGCUCACCCACUCGGGAGACCCUGACGUACGCUCAGGCCCAGCGGAUUGUGGAGGUAGACAUCGAUGGGCGGCUUCAUCGCAUCAGCAUCUAUGAUCCCUUAAAAAUCAUCACAGAGGAUGAGCUGACUGCCCAGGACAUUACAGAGUGUAACAGCAACAAGGAAAACAGCGAGCAGCCCCUUUUCCCUUCCAAAUCUAAGAAAAUACCUUCCAAAGGCAGGAAGAAGGAGUCCUGCUCCAAACAUGCAACAGGGAUGUCCUUACACUUACCCCAGCCCAACUUCCGUGUGGUGGACUCCUUCAGCCAGUCAGAUGCUCCUCCUCUCCCUGCCGCCUACUACCGGUACUUUGAAAAGCCUCCUGAGGACCUUGAUGUAGAGGUGGAGUAUGAUAUGGAUGAGGAGGAUCUGGCAUGGCUGGAAAUGGUCAAUGAGAAGAGAAGGGAUGAUGGUUAUGGGACGGUUUCUCCUGAUACUUUUGAGCUCUUGGUGGAUAGGCUGGAAAAGGAGUCAUACCUCGAGAGCCGGAACAAUGGGGUUCAGCAGUCUCUCAUUGAUGAGGAUGCCUUCUGCUGUGUCUGCAUGGAUGAUGAGUGUCACAACAGCAACGUCAUCCUGUUCUGUGAUAUCUGCAAUCUGGCCGUGCACCAGGAGUGUUACGGCGUGCCCUACAUCCCCGAGGGGCAGUGGCUUUGCCGCUGCUGCUUACAGUCCCCUUCUCACCCUGUGGAUUGCGUCCUUUGUCCGAACAAAGGUGGAGCCUUAAAGCAGACCAGCGAUGGCCGCUGGGCUCACGUGGUUUGUGCCAUCUGGAUCCCAGAGGUCUGCUUUGCAAACACUGUGUUCCUGGAGCCCAUUGAAGGGAUAAAUAACAUCCCCCCAGCUCGGUGGAAGCUCACAUGCUAUAUCUGCAAGCAGAAGGGCAUGGGAGCUGCUAUCCAAUGCCACAAGGUGAACUGUUACACUGCCUUCCAUGUCACCUGUGCCCAGCGGGCUGGUCUCUUCAUGAAGAUUGAACCCAUGAGAGAGACCAGCGUCAAUGGCACGACGUUCAGCGUGCGCAAGACUGCCUAUUGUGAGAGUCAUUCCCCACCUGGGAUGGUGAAAAAAGGAUCUCCGGCUGUUAGUGGUGAGGGCCGGGAGGACACUGUGAAGGAGGAGGGAGAGGAGGAAGCCAAUUCUGGCCCUCCCAAAGGGUCUCUGAAAAAGAACCAACUGAAAUUGAAGCAGAAGAUCAAAAAGGAGCCUGGUGAUAUGACCAAUGGGCAUUCGUCUGCACCCAUGGUGACAGUCACACAAAUCCCCUCUUACAGGCUGAACAAAAUCUGCAGUGGCCUCCCCUUCCGGAGGAAGAACCAGUUCAUGCAGAGGCUCCACAACUACUGGCUGCUGAAGCGACAGGCAAGGAACGGGGUGCCUCUGAUCCGGCGCCUGCACUCGCAUCUCCAGUCCCAGAGGAAUGUGGAGCAGAAGGAGCAGGAUGAGAAGACCAGUGCAGUGAAGGAAGAGCUGAAGUACUGGCAGAAACUGCGGCAUGACUUGGAGCGGGCCCGGCUGCUCAUUGAGCUUAUCCGUAAGAGGGAAAAACUCAAACGGGAGCAGGUCAAGGUUCAGCAGGCUGCUAUGGAGCUACAGCUGACUCCUUUCAAUGUACUUCUGCGCACAACACUGGACCUGCUGCAGGAGAAGGAUGCUGCCCAGAUCUUUGCAGAGCCUGUUAACCUGAAAGAGGUUCCAGAUUACCUGGAAUUCAUUUCCAACCCAAUGGAUUUUUCCACCAUGAGGCGGAAGCUGGAGUCCCACCUGUACCGAACAUUGGAUGAGUUUGAGGAAGACUUUAACCUUAUAGUUACCAACUGCAUGAGGUAUAAUGCUAAAGACACGAUUUUCCACCGAGCAGCUGUCCGGCUCAGAGACCUUGGAGGAGCGAUAUUGCGUCAUGCACGGCGGCAGGCUGAAAACAUUGGCUUUGACACCGAUAUGGGGAUUCACCUGCCUGAGUCACCCAAAACUGAAGACUUUUACUGCUUUUCUUGGGAGGAUGUGGAUAACAUCCUCCUCCCAGAGAACCGAGCUCACCUCUCCUUGGAGGCCCAGCUGAAGGAGCUGCUGGAGAAGCUGGACAUAGUGAGCACCAUGCGGUCCAGCGGCGCCCGGACGCGACGCAUCCGACUCCUGAGACGGGAGAUCAACUCCAUUCGGCAGAAGCUGGCCCAGCAGCAGAACAAGACUGUGCCCAAUGGGGAGCCUCUGCCACAGGAAGAGGAGCUGGAUAAAACAUCAAGGGAGGAGGAUGAGGAAGGGGAGAAAGCAGAUGAUGCCAAGGCCCUGCACCCUCCAACCCUGGAACCCACAGGACCUGCACCCUCCCUCUCAGAGCUGGAGUCUCUGCAGGAUCCUCCAACGCUCAAACCCAUCAAUGAAAGCAAGUCCUUGAAUUGGCUGCAGAAGAGAGUGAUAUCAGACAGGGAUCUCUUCGACAAGAAGGCUCUGCAGCGGGAGAGUCGAGCCUUCCAGCGCCUGCUCAGUGACAAUGGCCUGAACGGACUGGCCUUGCCGCCUGCAGACACCCCCACCAGCCCCCUCUUCAGUGGCGUGGGCCGACGGACAUCUGUCCUUUUUAAAAAAGCUAAGAACGGGGUGAAGCUGCAAAGAGGCCUGGACUGCUCCCCGGAGAACAGGGAGGACCAUGGGCAGGGCGGGCAGUUUUUGCUCACCCGCCCUGACAGGGAGCGACAAGCUCAGAAGCGGCCGCAGAGCAGGAACUGCAAUGAGAGCGAUGGAGAGAAGUCACCCAGGCAGUCAGGACAGAGAGGAGUGACUAACGGCUUUGCAAAACACGCAGAAAGUGGCUCUGACUCUGAGUGCAGCUCUGGCCUGGGUGGUGGACUGGGCUUUGAAGCCUGCGGUGAUUUGAUGCCUCCCAAGCGAAGUCGAGGAAAGCCAGCUCUUUCUCGGGUACCCUUCUUGGAAGGUGUGAAUGGAGACUCUGAUUACAGCAGCUCAGGCAGGACUCUACUGAUGUCCUUUGAGACUCAGGCUGAGCUGGAGCCUCUGGAGCUCGUGUGGGCCAAGUGCCGUGGUUAUCCCUCCUACCCUGCCUUGGUAAGUACCCUGCGGCAGUGCAUGUAGCGCAGAACACAGUGCCAAUGUGCAGUGUAACCAGACAGACAAGGAAAACUUCCCAAAGUCAUGCGAUAUGUGCUUUUAAAGUUCUUGUAUCCCUUUUGCACAGUUAAUUUUCCCUGUGCUUGUUGUUUCAGAGCAUUGCAGAGGAUUCAUAAAACUUUGGUCUCUUGGUGCCAGGGACAGGAGGAGAUCUCUCCUCUCUUCAGCUAUGGGGGAAGUAAUCGGUACUGUUGGAGUGAGAAGACCUAAAUUUUAUAAAAGCAUGCACCAGUUUCCACUGGUGUCUAACUGCCCAUACAUUUUCCUAUAUAGUGAG